Messenger RNA from Ostreobium quekettii, 708 nucleotides. The record is from the annotation of a GenBank genome assembly. NCBI's taxonomy places the organism in Eukaryota, Viridiplantae, Chlorophyta, Ulvophyceae, Bryopsidales, Ostreobiaceae.
AUGAAGCUUCUCGCGGGCUUGCUGCUGGCCACCUGCGCCCUGGCGCUGGCGUCCAUGGCCGAGGCCAGCACCGGGCCGGAUUACUUCAAGUGCUAUCAGCUGCCGCACUGCCACGCGCAGAACGGCCUGAAAGACUGCGGCUGGUGCUACAACCACAACCACCCCAACAAGGGCUACGGCAUCCCCUGCGAGAGAGUUUCCGACGGGGAGUGCCGGCCCGUGAUGAGCUGCGACGGCGAGUACCUCUGGCAGGACAGCAAGAUGGACACCUACGGCGACAAGUGCAACAGGCGGGCGGUGAUCAACAACGACAGAUGCAGGAACCUUAGGUACUGCUGGGACCAAGUGGGCAUCGACGAGUGCGGCUGGUGCCACGUGAGGGACCACCCCGACGGCGGCUGGGGCAUCCCGUGCGAAAGGAGGGGUUUUACAGGGAGAUGUGAGCCGGUGGCCCACUGCCCCGGGGAGUACCUCUGGAGGGACUCAGAUUUGGGCAUGUACGGAGACAAGUGCAGCCAUAAGUGCUGGAACAUUCGCUCGUGCCGCGCCCAGAGGGGCAUCGAUGGUUGCGGCUGGUGCCACUCAGGGGGCCGGGGGGAGGGCAUCCCCUGCAGCAUGUCCGGCGGGGACUGCAGGCCCGUGAAGGAGUGCCGCGGGGACUACGCGUGGCGGGACAGCGAGCUGGACAAGUACCCGUGGUGCACCUGA